Castor canadensis (American beaver) is the source of this 2177-nucleotide messenger RNA. It is a transcript of the gene Klhl24, whose product is annotated as kelch like family member 24. The record is from RefSeq and is a predicted model, not a curated record. NCBI's taxonomy places the organism in Eukaryota, Metazoa, Chordata, Mammalia, Rodentia, Castoridae. Gene Ontology annotation, molecular function: protein binding.
GCGCUGCGCCGCCCGCCCCAUUGCUGCCCGCUGGCCGCUUCCAGCCUUCGCCGAGAGGUACCCGGGGAUGACAGCUCCGGGACCGGCCCAAAGGCGAGGAACCGGCUAGAGCCUGCCCCAUCAAGAAGAUCCCUACCAGUCAUUUCUCAACAAUUAUAUAGUCAACUGAUGUAACAAUGGUACUAAUAUUGGGACGCAGACUAAACAGAGAGGAUCUUGGGGUGCGUGAUUCCCCAGCAACUAAGCGUAAAGUUUUUGAAAUGGACCCCAAAUCUUUGACAGGUCAUGAGUUUUUUGACUUCUCUUCAGGAUCAUCCCAUGCUGAAAACAUCCUCCAGAUAUUUAAUGAAUUCCGAGACAGCCGCUUAUUUACUGAUGUAAUCAUCUGCGUGGAAGGAAAAGAGUUUCCUUGCCACAGAGCAGUCCUCUCAGCCUGUAGUAGCUACUUCAGAGCCAUGUUUUGUAACGACCACAGGGAGAGCCGAGAGAUGUUGGUGGAAAUCAAUGGUAUUUUAGCUGAAGCCAUGGAAUGUUUUCUACAGUAUGUGUAUACUGGAAAGGUGAAGAUCACUACAGAGAAUGUCCAGUAUCUCUUUGAGACCUCAAGCCUCUUUCAGAUUAGUGUUCUCCGUGAUGCGUGUGCCAAGUUCUUGGAGGAGCAACUUGAUCCUUGUAAUUGCUUAGGGAUCCAGCGCUUUGCUGACACCCAUUCUCUCAAAACACUCUUCACAAAGUGCAAGACCUUUGCAUUACAGACUUUUGAGGAUGUGUCCCAGCAUGAAGAAUUUCUUGAGCUCGACAAAGAUGAACUCAUUGAUUAUAUUUGUAGUGAUGAACUUGUCAUUGGUAAAGAGGAGAUGGUUUUUGAAGCCGUCAUGCGUUGGGUCUAUCGCGCUGUUGAUCUGAGAAGACCACUGUUACACGAGCUCCUGACACACGUGAGACUCCCUUUGUUGCAUCCCAACUACUUCGUUCAAACAGUUGAGGUGGACCAAUUGAUCCAGAACUCUCCCGAGUGUUAUCAGUUGUUGCAUGAAGCAAGACGGUACCACAUACUCGGCAAUGAAAUGAUGUCCCCAAGGACUAGGCCACGCAGGUCCACUGGCUACUCAGAGGUGAUAGUUGUUGUUGGAGGCUGUGAACGAGUCGGAGGAUUUAAUCUUCCAUACACUGAGUGCUAUGAUCCUGUAACAGGAGAAUGGAAGUCUUUGGCUAAGCUUCCAGAAUUUACCAAAUCAGAGUAUGCAGUUUGUGCCCUAAGGAAUGACAUUCUUGUUUCAGGUGGAAGAAUCAAUAGUCGUGAUGUCUGGAUUUAUAAUUCACAGUUAAAUAUUUGGAUCAGAGUUGCCUCUCUAAAUAAAGGCAGAUGGCGUCACAAAAUGGCUGUCCUCCUUGGUAAAGUUUAUGUUGUUGGAGGCUAUGAUGGGCAAAACAGACUAAGCAGCGUAGAGUGUUACGAUUCCUUUUCAAAUCGCUGGACUGAAGUUGCUCCCCUUAAGGAAGCAGUGAGCUCUCCUGCAGUGACUAGCUGUAUAGGCAAAUUGUUUGUGAUUGGUGGAGGACCUGAUGAUAAUACUUGUUCUGAUAAGGUUCAAUCUUAUGAUCCAGAAACCAAUUCUUGGCUACUUCGUGCAGCUAUCCCAAUUGCCAAAAGGUGUAUAACAGCUGUAUCCUUAAACAACCUGAUCUAUGUUGCUGGUGGACUGACCAAGGCAAUAUACUGUUAUGAUCCAGUUGAAGACUACUGGAUGCAUGUACAGAAUACAUUCAGCCGGCAGGAAAACUGUGGUAUGUCUGUGUGUAAUGGUAAAAUAUAUAUCCUGGGUGGAAGACGGGAAAAUGGAGAAGCCACAGACACUAUUCUCUGUUAUGAUCCUGCGACAAGUAUCAUCACAGGGGUAGCUGCAAUGCCCAGGCCGGUGUCCUAUCAUGGCUGUGUGACUAUUCAUAGAUACAAUGAGAAAUGCUUUAAGCUCUAAAGCCAGGAUACCUCAGCCAAGAAGCCACACCAAUCCAAGACAAGAGGUUUUAAAAACUCCCGAUUGGGAACUUGACUUAUCUCUUUAGUGCCAAUAUGCAAAAGAUUUUAAAAAAUAAUAAUAAUAAUCCUGAUGCCUUGUUCCCCAAAAUAUCAAUCUUUCAGACUGUAAUAAAGCCUUUCCUGUAACUGAAAAAAA